AUACGUCAACGUUUGGUGUUACUGGUGGCGUUGGUGGCAGUCACGUUCGUCUCACCGGGUUUUUUUAGCGGCCUACUUUGGGGUCUUUAUCUGUCGUUUUUGGGUUUUUUGUAUUUUUUCGUCUCCGAACCGCAACAACGCCGCGCGAGCGUGACGACGCAUGCGAGCGCGGUGAUGACGUCAAAUGACAUCAUUUUUAGUAUUUCCGAGGAAUUGCAACAACGCAAAACGGCAAAAAAUAUUGUUUAUAAGGGUUGGAUGAAUGAACUAAGAGAACGCUACGACCCGGCUACGUAUCAUGUGAAUCAAUGUCAAACGAUUGGACGGGCAAUUGCUGCGAAUAUCGCGACCCGAGCGGAAUGUACUGAAGCACGCAUUUCAUACGGACAGAACGUUGAGUGA
Anisakis simplex (herring worm) is the source of this 402-nucleotide messenger RNA. Lineage: Eukaryota; Metazoa; Nematoda; Chromadorea; Rhabditida; Anisakidae. The record is from the annotation of a GenBank genome assembly.